Mollisia scopiformis is the source of this 2762-nucleotide messenger RNA. RefSeq lists its product as uncharacterized. The record is from RefSeq and is a predicted model, not a curated record. Gene Ontology annotation, cellular component: nucleus. Gene Ontology annotation, molecular function: RNA binding; protein binding. Bases 283 to 2283 code for a protein of 666 amino acids. Lineage: Eukaryota; Fungi; Ascomycota; Leotiomycetes; Helotiales; Mollisiaceae. Gene Ontology annotation, biological process: poly(A)+ mRNA export from nucleus. The transcript is spliced from 3 exons.
UCCUCUUCUUCCUGCCUCUACCUCCGCCAUCUUUGCGCUUCCUUUCCACAACAACCACCACGACGCAAAAUCUACACUCCCUUGUUCUCUUCGAUUCCGAAUCUUCUUUGUUCAUUCAAGACAACUCGCGACCACACUUUUCUUCAACAUCGCCCGCAUAUCUCCGAUACAUGCACCAUCAUCUUUGAAUGAUCUGAUCGCAACCACCUACCCCGCCGAGCCCGGAUCUCGACACACAAAUUCCACCGACACAUCUCAUCCAAAGAUCGCAAGCACUACGAAAUGCUUCAAGGCGCGCCGCCGCGAGGCCCCCGGGGCGCAUCCACCACCACCCGAGGCAGAGGCCGUGGAGGCAUUCAAAAGCGUCGCGCAGAUGGUCCAGUUCGUGUCGAUAGGGAUGGCGACUUGGUCAUGGACGCAGAAGCAGCUGGCGCCAAGCGUAAGCCUGGAAAGGGCAGGAUGGAGCGGUCGCCCGUCCCAACUGGAAGUGGACGAACAAGCGGUGGUCGUCCUCGUGGAGGCGCUGGUAUGCACAAGGCUCAAGCUGCGAUCUUGCGUGGCAUGGGAGCUCAACAGGCCAAUGUUCUGGAGUCACGAAUCGGGACCACUGGAAACACCCUAGAAAUCUCGGGACUUGGUUCGAGCAAGGCUGCUGCCAAUCCCGAUGGCGGAGUAGAGGCCCUCUUAGCAUUUCUGGAACGCAAGGCCAGCGGAUUGGACGACACGUUAAACAGGACUGUGAAGAUCAAGAAGUCCCUAAAGAAAGGUGACAAGGUCAUAAUCACAGCCAGUCCCCAGGAUAUCAUGGAAAUUCAGAAGCUUGAUGGAUUUCAAUUCGCCGGAACAAUUCUAUCUAUCAAAGCCAGUACACCAAUCCCCUCAAGAAGUGCCUCAGAAGAGAAGAAGCAGGAGGAAUCGCCCCAAACGACCGACGUCAAGGCAAAGUUUAGGGCAGUGCUUGAAGGAAGAUACAAUCCUCAACUCAAGCUCUGGAAUCUAUCAGCCCUUGCGAUAGAUCCUGGCUUGGUCUCAAUGGGUCUGUUCGAUGGAAGUACAAACACAUCAAAAGUAUUUCCGGCUUUGAUGGCAGUUUGCAACUCGAUCUUCCCCACCAGAGCUGCGAAGAAGGAAGCUGUUGUUAGCGUUACCCUUGCCGACAACAACCUUAGCAACGUCGGAGACGUCAAUGCUUUGGCCCAGACCUUCCCAGACCUCAAGAACCUCGACCUCUCCAGAAACAAUCUCGUCGACAUAAAGUCGCUCGACGGUUGGCGCUACAAAUUCAAGCAUCUCGAGAACCUCGUCCUAACCGGUAAUCCGAUCGAGGCUCAGCUUUCUGAAUUGAAGGACGAAUUUCUUAAGCGAUACCCAGACUUGUCCAUGCUGAACAACGUUCUGGUCAGAUCUCCCGCUGAAAUUGCUGCUAUGAAAGCAGCUGCGGAAGCCGCGCAAUCGCCAAUUCCAAUUGCUCCUCCCGAAUUCAGAGAUGUUGGUCAAGUUGGAGAGAACUUCAUCAGACAAUUCUUGGCAUUGUACGACACAGAUCGAAUGGCCCUCCUUACACAGUUCUACGAUUCUCGAACAUCCUAUUCUUUGGCCAUCAACAUGAGCGCACCUCGAAGCCACACUAACAGCAAGCCCAUCCCACCGUGGGCCGAGUAUAUCAAACACUCCCGAAAUAUGAUCAAGAUCACCCACGCACCGGCCCGCAUGAAUCGACAAUACAAGGGAGUCGACGCAAUCAAGAACGUUUGGGCUUCCUUACCUGCGACUCGCCACCCAGACCUUCAAACUCAGACCGACAAAUAUAUCAUUGAAUGCCGUCCUACACAAGGUCUUCCUGAUCCAUCUGGUCAGAGUGCUCGUGGAGUUGAUGGUCUCAUCAUCACCAUUCACGGCGAGUUCGAAGAGCCAAACACAGCAGAAAAGGGUUCUCGCAGCUUCUCCCGCAGCUUCGUCCUUGGCCCUGGCGCUCCUGGCAUUCAACCCAUCCGAGUCAUCAGCGAUAUGCUCCUUCUCCGAGCCUGGGCCCCCCUCGCUCAGCCUAAACCCCAUGCCAUGAUGCCAACCCCACCUCAAGAACCAGCCCAAAUGGCCACGCCAGAACAACAGCAACAAGAGGCAAUGGCUAUGCAAUUGAUGGAGAAGACAGGCAUGACUCUUCAAUAUGCGGGCUUGUGCUUGGUUGAGACAGGAUGGAAUUUGGAGAAUGCUUACGUUGCAUUUAUGACGAACAAGGACAAGCUACCACCUGAUGCAUUCCUUGCCAACGUGGCACUUUGAGCUUGGACACGAGUACGUCAGAAUAGAUGAAGGGCAAUGGAAGACUAUCAGACUGGAGGAUUGCACAAUUUUCAUAUCUCAUUUCCUUGCUUUUCCGCAAUGCUCUGGUCUUCUUCACGGCCGUGCGAGCGAGAAUUGAAAAUCGAAUACACAUCAAAAUGCGACACAAUCGGAGGAGCAUUGAACAACACUCAAGAGCAGACACAUAAAACACAUACAUAGCUUGUGCUUUGCUCUCGAGCAUCUGGAAUUUUACAGCAUGCAAGCGUGGAGUUUGGGAUGGGUUUUUUUCAUUGAGUCGAAGCAAUGCAUAUCGAGGGGCGGCAUACAAAUCAAAUGGAAUGGAAUGGAUGGGGAGGGAGUAUUGGCGGAUAGACUGGGGAAAUGAAGGAUGGUGGAUAGAGAGGUGCAGUCGAUCCGUUGGUUUACAUAGUGUUUGAGAAGACUGAGAUAUGCCAUCUGGGAGGAAGGAAUCAAAG